CACUAUAUCUCAAGUAUGAUUAUGUUGUAAUGCCUCUAUUUCAUCCUUGCAAUUGACAGCAUCUACACUUCUCGGGUCUAACACGGCUUGUUCAUAGAUAUGUGACAGCCGGUUGUAUGAGAGUCGAGAAGGCUGACAAAUAAUAUUGAUCAUGAGUAGACUCCGCAUAAAUUCAUCUCCUGAUUUAAUGUCUAAUUCAACGUUUGAACAAUGUUAUGAUGAUUCAGCUUUAGAAGGGGUUGCAGCCAACAUUAAGUUAUUGCUAAAGUUGAUUCAAGAACACAAAAAUGCUUGUAACAAAGAGAAGAACGAUGGCCGGAGAAUGUUGAGGGUGGCAACCAUGAUGACCAUUCUGGAUAGUGUUAGGACGAGAAUUCAGAAAUGUCAAUCUUUUGGUAACAAAUCACCAUCAGAAGCUGAAUCUACUAGUCAUGUUCCCAUAGACAAGAAGCACCACGAGGUGAUGAUUGAUGAGAAAGAAAAGCUGAGGAAACAGCUAAAUGCAAGCUUGGUAGCACGAAAGAGCCUUGAGGUCAUGUGUUCAAGCUUAGGAAAAGAAAAAGAGAUUAUGGCAGCAGAGCUCUCAAAGAAAGUCCACGAGUUGAAUGAAAUGGAGGACCUCAUCAAUGAUCUCAAAGAACAAAAUGAGAAUUUAGUGGAAAGGUUACAUGAACGUGCCACCAAGCAAAAAGAAAGGAGGCAUAGCAGUGAUGGAGGAGAAUUGCAAGGAAACAUUGCCCUCCAAGAGAGAAAUAAGGCACUUUCAGAGAACCUCCUGAAGUCAUUGAAUGGGUAUAAGUCCAUUAAGAGGAAAUGGAAGGAUGCACAAGCAGAAAACAUGGCGAUGCAUGCAACCAUGGAGGAAAUGACAGAAAAAAUUGGUGCUGGACUUGACAGAAUCCACAGCUUUAAAGAACAAAUGGCCUCUGAAAAUGUGCCCUCGACAAAUAUCCAAGAGGAGAUCGUUGAAUUAGAGCAUAUGUUUGAAUGCUUUAAAAUGCAGGUGGCAGAACAUGGUCCAAAAGAAGGGGAAUGUGUCAAACCAAAAGUAGAUAUUAGUGCUUGCAAGCCAACAGUUUUUGCAUGAGUAACUUAGAAACAAGUGUUAAAACACAAGGAAGAAAAGAUGGUUCUCAAGGUUUUCUUUGGCAUGGUCCAGGAUCAUGGUGUUCCACUGAAAAUGGAGAAACAUUAGCCCAUUCUUCUCUGUUAUGGAGUCAAUGUAAUAAAGGAGUCAAGUAUAUGCUAUGUAACAGGAAAUAACUAGUAAUGUUGUUUUUUUAUUCA
Solanum tuberosum (potato) is the source of this 1287-nucleotide messenger RNA. Its product is annotated as intracellular protein transport protein USO1-like. The transcript is spliced from 3 exons. Bases 152 to 1087 code for a protein of 311 amino acids. Lineage: Eukaryota; Viridiplantae; Streptophyta; Magnoliopsida; Solanales; Solanaceae. The record is from RefSeq and is a predicted model, not a curated record.